AUGAACCGAUGCUUAUCGUACUCUACCAUGCCCUCUCCCCUCGCUCACCCUCUCUUCCCCCUCUCCCUCUUGCUCCUUCCCAUGCUUUGCCCCUUGCCUCCUAUCCGUGCUCGUGCACAUGCGAAGGAAUCCUCAUCGCCCCGUGAAAGGUCCCCCUGCCUUGCGCAAUCCAGCUCACGCGUGCAUCCCAGCCCGCUGAAUCUCCCGGUCGGCGCAUCUCCCCUCGCUGGUCCCCCAGCAGCGGAGGCUUCCCCGUCGCGGGGCGGAUGGGGCGCGAAGUGGGCGUUCUCGGGGCGCCGGUCCAGCCCAAGGCGCGCGCGUUCGAUGUCUCCCGUUCCGCGCAGGGGGAAAGAAGCCCCGCCUAUAACGGUUACUACGGCAGCGAACAGUUUCGCGACGCCAGGCCCAACUCUCCCCGCGCGUCGCGUGGGCAGGCUCUGGUCAGCCGCGCCGCCACCGCCGGCAGCGCACAUGCAAGGACCGGCCGGGUCGGCGGCGCAUGCUGGGGAAGUCGCGGCUCGUCAUACACCGGAAAGCGCCGCACAUCACGGGUUUCCGUGUUUAGCAGUUGGGGAACACGAGGUUGGGGAGAGACGGCGCGUGGCGCAAGGGCCAGGCGGACCGCACGUCGGAAGCUCCCCCGGCGCAGUUGCGGGCGCGGGAGCGGGCGGUGCGGGCCUGCUUGCGCUGCAGCUGCAGCUGCAGGAACGACAGCAAACGGAUGAGGACGAUUGCGAAGAUGGCUCACAUUACUUGGACUACGCGCACCAGCAAUACGGCGGAGUAACUCCACCGGAAAUGCCGCAGCGGAAGAAGAAAGCGGCGGUAUUCCGCGGAUGGUCGUACCUGAUCAAGGCGCUCUCCCGCGGGAUGCGGAAGAGCAAGCAGCGCGGGCGCAGCCCCAGCCCUGACAAGCGCGCGCCGUACGCGGGGGAAGGCGCAGGUGGAGGCGCAACUCCGUCUCCGCCUCCACGGGCAUUCGUGCGCGUGGGCGAAGAGGUGAUCCCGGUGCAGCCGGGGCAGGUGCAGGAGCAGGUGCGCGCGCUGGAGCGGCGCAUUAACUUCUCCGAGGAGGCGGAACCCCGGACGCCCGAGAUGCGCGCACAAGCGCCUUUUGGAACGGUUCUACCCGCGGUGGCGGACGGCGGAAGCGUUGCGCAAACUGGGGCAGAAGGGGGGAAGAAGGAAGGAGGAGUUGCGCUGGUGGAUGUGGGGCGAGUGGGACUGGGGGGAAGCCGCGGAGCGGCGCAAGGGGAAGGUGGCGCGCGGGCCAGACCCGCGCUUGUGGGGAGUUUGCGCUCAUGGAACAACGAGGUGGGGGAGGAAAAGCGCGAUUUGGGAGACGCGGAGCAAGCGGGGGAAGAGACUGCGGAGGCGGAAGGGGAGCGGAAGCUCCGCGCUGGCGCUGCGGCUGCUAAAGCGGCUGCGGCUGAGGGAAAGAGUGAUUCCGCCACGUCGUCGGCAGUUACACCGGCCAUCGGGUGGGGGAUGGGGUUCAGAAGCGCGCGCAUGGUGCUGCAAGCGCAAACCACGGGCGGUGAGACGGAGGAGGCGGAAGAGGACGAGGAGGAAGGAGAGGCGGCGGUCUCGAAACGCGUGGAGGUAGAAGAGGAGGAGGGGGAGGCGGAAGGAAAGGCGGAUACCGGGGAGGGAAAAUCGGACAUCGUGGAAACGGCGAGCGCAGCUGGAGUGGCAAGUGCGGCGGACGUGCAAGGCUACGCGGCUCUUGCGGACAGAAUCGAUGUCGAGGAUAUCACUAGCGAGGACGAAGCCGACGCGGGCAAUCCAGCAGUACAGGAAGAGGAGGACGAGGAGGAGGAAGAGGAGGGGGACGGCGAGGAGGAAGAGGAGCGGAUCCGCGAGAUGCUGCGCAGCGGCGUGGGCGCGGGCGUGUUGCGCGCGAGCGGGAACUGGCUGGAGCAGGUGGCGGCGGCGGAGCGGGACGGCGCGGUGGACGUGGCGGCGCGGCUGCUGGAGCUCGCCAAGGAAUGCGGCGCGCAGCCGGAGCAUGAGAUCGACGAGGCUCGAGCGGUGUUCUACCAGCGCCACACGCACCUGCGCCGCCCCGCUUCGCUUCCUUCUCCUGCCCCUGCUGCUGCUGCUGCUCCUGCUGCUGAAGCUGUUGCUGCUGCUUCUGCCAACAAGGAAUGGCGGGGAGGCGAGGAGCAACAGAGCGGGAUGGAGAUCGAGGUCGAAACAGAAGCCGCAGCGGCAGCAGCGGCAGCGGCAGACGCAGGUAGCGGCGCUACGCCAGAGAAGCUCGGUGGUGUGAGCAGCGAUGGCGAUGCUGCUGCAGAAGGAGGGUGUGGUGAGCAAGAGGAGGCUGACGCAGAGAGCGAGGCAGAGGCGGCGAGCGCGCCUGCUCCGACCCCUGCUGAAGAGCAAGGCACUCAGGCUCGUUGGGAGGAGGAGGAAGAGGAGGAGGUGGUGGAGGAGGAGGAGCAGGGGGCGGCGGAGGAGACGAUGGUGGUGGAGGGGAUGAAUCUAGAGGACAUUGUGAAGGCCGCAGAGGAGGAGGAGGAGGAGGAGGAGGAGGAGGAGGAGGAGGAGGAGGCGGAGGAGGCGGAAGGCGAUGAAGGGGAAAUGAAAGGGGAGAAGGAUGAGGAGGGGGAGAUGGAGGAAAAAUCACUGGAGAAGGAGGAGGUUGUGAUAGAGGCGGUAAGGGAGGAGGAGCAGGAGGAGGAUGCGGAGGAGCACGGCUGCUCUGCUGAUGCUGUUGACGAUACUGAUGCUGCUGCUGUGAGUUUGUGGCCGUGUUUGGGCAGUGCUAACCCUCAGGAUGAUGAUGAUGACCUCUCCGCGCUGCUGGCCUUGGCUGUGGAGGACGCUGCGCCAGACACGGAGCAGGCGGAGCAGGAGGAGGAGGAGGAGGCGAGGGACGAGAAGGAGCAAGUGGAGGAGGGGGGGAGGAAGGAGGAGGUGGGAGAAAGAUGGGCGAGAGAGGAGUACGAGAGGGCCGGGGAGCAGGAACAAGGAGCGGUUGUGAUGGAGGAUGGGAGGGAGGAGGCGGACGAGGAUGAGAGGGACUCGGAUGAUUGCAGCAGCAGCGCAGCACAGCUGGAGGACCUCGGCGUGGCUUCUGGCGCUGCUUCUCCUGCCGCUUCUCCUGCUGCUUCUCCUGCUGCUUCUCCUGCCGCUUCUCCUGCUGCUUCUCCUGCUGCUUCUCCUGCAGCUUCUCCUGCCGCUUCUCCUGCUGCUUCUCCUGCCGCUUCUCCUGCCACUUCUCCUGCCGCUUUUCCUGCCGCUUCUCCUGCUGCUUCCCCUGCUGCUUCCCCUGCCGCUUCUCCUGCCGCUUCUCUUGCCGCUUCUCCUGCCGCUUCUCCUGCCGCCUCCCCUGCCGCUUCCCCUGCCGCUUCCCCUGCCGCUUCCCCUGCCACUUCCCCUGCCGCUUCCCCUGCCUCUUCCCCUGCCGCUUCCCCUGCCGCUUCCCCUGCCGCUUCCCCUGCCGCUUCCCCUGCCGCUUCUCCUGCUGCUUCCCCUGCCGCUUCCCCUGCCGCUUCUCCUGCCGCUUCCCCUGCCGCUUCUCCUGCCGCUUCCCCUGCCGCUUCCCCUGCCGCUUCUCCUGCCGCUUCUCCUGCGGCUUCCCCUGCCGCCUCCCCUGCCGCUUCCUCUGCUGUAUCCCCUGCUGCUGCUCCUGCGGCGCCGCUGUCUCCGGCGCUGCCGUUCUGCGACCUGACGGCGUCGCUGGAAUUCGACAUGCUGCUGUCGUCCGUGGAGUUCCUGUCGCCCGACCGUUCGCUGCGACUGUCCACUGCGUCUGCUGCUGCUGGUGCUGCUACGGGUGCUGCUGCUGGGGCGUUGGGAGCACAUGCCGCGGCCGACGAAACGGAUGCUGCUCUGUUCCUUAGCUUUGAAACCUCUUCUGACGCUGAUGCUGAUGCUGAUGCUGCUGCAGAUGCUGCUGUUGCGCAUGCCGCCUCAGAAGGACUCAUUGAGGCGGAGGAGGAGGAGGAGAAGGAAGAGGCGAAGGACGGAAGUGGUGAGGAGGAGGUAAUACAUGGCGUUGAUGUGGCAUGGCUGGUGGACGGUGGGGGGGUGCAGGAGGAGGAGGAGCGGGGAGAGGAGGAGGAGGAGGAGGAUGAGGAUGAGGAGGAAGCGAGUCAUUUAAGCAAGGAGCAGGAGGAGAGUGAGUCGCAGGCGACGGUGGAGGAAGUGUCGGCAUGGGAAGAAGUGAGCGGAGUAAGCUCGGAGACCGGGGCUGGUGGUGGGAUGGCGGAGGCGCACGAGUCAGCUGCCGUAGACGAGGAGGAGGUGGAGGAGGAGGACAGGGAGGAACGGGAAGAGGAGGAGGAGGUGCAGGAGGUGCAGGAGGUGCAGGUGGUGGAGGAGGUGGAGGAGGAGAGUGAUGAAGAAGCAGGCGGGGAGGAAUUUGAAGUGUUUGUGGCGGAUGGUGCUGCUGUGCAUGAGCAGACACUGCCGAUGGAGGUGGCGCUCUGCGAGAGGAGAGAGGAGGACGAGGAGGGAGAAGAGGAGACGGGUGAGGAUGUUGAAGAUGCAGCGGCGGCAGAGGCAGGAGCAGCAGCGGAAGAUGCUGCUGCUGCGUGGUGGGAAGUUCAAGCUACUCCCUUGACAGAAGCACAAGUGGACGUGCAGUCGGACGAGGCUGAGACGGAGGAGGCUGAGAGGCUCGAGGUCGAGAGGGAGGUUCGACAGCUAUUGGUGCUGGAGGAAGAGGCGGAGGAGGAGGCGGAGGAGGCGGAGGAGGUGGAGGAGGUGGAGGAGGUGGGGGAAGAGGAGGAGGAGGCAGAGGCCGCAGCUGAGGCGUACUUUGAGACGCCAAAAGCCGUGCUUGAGGGGAUGGAGGAGGCGGGCGAGGAGGUGCAGGAGGAGGUGGGGGGUGAAUGGGAAGCCUCUCUUGCGGACGAUCACUUGAGCGAGUGGGAUGAGCCGUCGUCCUCGUCCAUGCUCCUUGACCUUGCGUCUGGGAGUGGCCAGGAGGACGCUGCUGCUCCAGCUGCUGUGACUGCACCACAUGCAGUGGCUGCUUCUGUCGACGCCGUUAAUGCUGUAAGCACUGAUGGUGUGGUGGAUGCUUCCAAUGCUGACGCCGAGCCGGCGCUGCUUGAUGCCUCCGUGGCCGAAGCCUCUGGAGUUUCGGAAGGAGAGGCAGCAGCAGCAGCAGCAGUGGAGGAGAGCGGAGAGGUUAAACAAGCAGGCGUGGUGGUGGUUGCGAGAGGCAUGGCGGCGGAGGAGGAAGAGACGAAGGCGGAGGGAGCGGAAGAGGAGGAAAAGGAGGAGGAGGAGGAGGUGGCGAGUGCGGUGGAAGACGAGAACGUAUGGUCCGCGGAGGAGAUAGCAGCGGACGAGAAAGCAGCACACAAGAGUGACGGCGCGGCAGAUUUGGAGGUGCUGGAGGCAGACGAGGAGGAGGAGGAGGAGGCACGUUGGGAGGAGGGAGGGAGGGACGGAGAGCAGGCGGAAGAGGAGGUGGAGGAGGCUGGUGAGUUGUUGCGUCUCACAGGGGAUGGUGUGAUGGGAGAGGAAGAGGUGGAAAUAAGGGAAGGGACUGCGACAGUGGGAGUGGAAGAGGCAGUUGGGGAGGGAGGAUCAGUGGCGGAGGAAGAAAGAGUGGAGGAGGUGCAGGAGCAGGUUGAUACAGAAACAGGAGUGGACAUGCAGGAGGCGGUGCUGACAGGGAGAACGCACGACGCUGGGAACGCGCGUGCAGUGGAGGAGGCGGAAGAGAAGGCGGAGGAGGUGGAGGUGGAGGGGGUAGCAGAAGGAAGAGUGGCAGAGGAGGCUGCGGUUACGGCAGGCGAGGAGGAGGAAAUGGAGGAGGAGGAGUUGGCAGUAGAGGCGGAGGUGGCGGUAGAGGAAGAGGCGGAUUUGGAUUUGGAGGCCCUGGUUGAAGCGUUCGGAGAGGAUGGUGACGGGGAAGAGGAAGUGGGAGAGGACGAAAAGGAAGAGAUGAAAGAGGUGGAAGAGGAGGAGUGGGAGACGGCGAUGCAAGGGCUGGAGCAAGCCGCAGAGGAAGUGGCGGCCGAGGAGGUGGAAGCCGAGGAGAAGGAUGAGAUUGAUUCAGAGAAGCAGGAGGAGGAGGAAGAGGCAGUGGGAGGAAUGGAAAGUGGGGCGACAGACGCGGUGGAGGACGGGAGUGAGGCGACUAGAGCAGAGGAGGAUGAGAGCGAGCAAGUGAACGGAGUGGAGGGGGUGAAAGAGGAGGCUGCAGAGGAGGAGGCGAGUGAGGAGGAGGGUGAGGAAAUGGAAGCAGCAGUUGCAGUGAGUGAGGUGGCUUGUGCAGUGCGGGAAGAGGCGGAUGAGGAGGUUGGUGCGGUGGAAUGGGGGCGCACAGAGAGAAUGGAGGAGAAGGUUGAGGAGGAGGAGGAGGAGGAGGAGGAGGAGGAGGAGGAGGAGGAGGAGGAGGAGGAGGAGGAGGAGGAGGAGGAGGAGGAGGAGGAGGAGGAAGUGGAGGAGGAGGAGGAGGAGGAGGAGGUGGAGGAGGAGGAGGUGGAGGAGGAGGUGGUGGAGGAGGAGGAGGUGGAGGAGGAGGAGGUGGAGGAGGAGGAGGUGGAGGAGGAGGAGGUGGAGGAGGAGGAGGUGGAGGAGGAGGAGGUGGAGGAGGAGGUGGAGGAGGAGGAGGUGGAGGAGGAGGAGGUGGAGGAGGAGGAGGAGGUGGAGGAGGAGGAGGUGGAGGAGGAGGAGGUGGAGGAGGAGGAGGUGGAGGAGGAGGAGGUGGAGGAGGAGGAGGUGGAGGAGGAGGAGGUGGAGGAGGAGGAGGAGGUGGAGGAGGAGGAGGUGGAGGAGGAGGAGGUGGAGGAGGAGGAGGUGGAGGAGGAGGAGGUGGAGGAGGAGGAGGUGGAGGAGGGGGGAAGUGUAUGGGAUGAUGAGGAUCUGGAGAGCGGUGAUGGGCAUCUGAGCGACGUACUGGGGCCCAUGAGCCCGCCCUCCCACCCCACGUCUCUGCCCACUUCGUGCUUCACGUCGCCCCCCUCUCGCCACGCGGUCUUCCCCACUGAUCGGCUUCCUGGUGGCAGCUGCAGCUUCUCAGGCCGAACCAAGCACGGUGCGGCUGCCGCUCCUGCUGCUGCUGGUGGUGCUGUGCCUGGUGCAUCGGCUGGGAAGGAUGCGGCAGCAGCGAUGGACGAGGAGCAGCGGAGGAGGGCAGAGGAGGCGGAGGACGAGGCGGCAUGGGAGGCACUCAUACAGAGCGAGAUGGACUGGGAGGUGCUGUAUGGGGGGUACCUCACAGGAGGGAGUGCGUCGGGCAGUGUGUGCAGCAGCAGGCGCGGCGUCAUUGCAGCAGCGAUUGCUGCAGGAGGUGGGAAGGGGCGAGCCCUGAUGGAUAGCUGCAUGCGCAGCAGUGGAGGCAGCACCACGAGCAGCAUCGCUGCAGCGGUGGCUGUUCUUGCUGCUGCUAGAAGAUCAGCCGCUUCGGCUGGUGCUGCUGGUCCUGCUGCUGCUGCUUCUGUCGCUUCUGGUGCUCGUGCCACUCCGUCUGGAGCUGCUUCUGGUGCUCGUGCCACUGGCUUUGGGGCUGGUGCUGGUGCCGGCACGGGCGCUGACGUUGGAGUUGGCAUUGGCGCAGGUGGUGCUGACGGCAUGGAUUGUGGCGCCAGUGAGUGUGGCAGCAGCAUCAACUGGCAGCAAUUCGACACGGCCAGUAUGUACGAGUAUGAGCAGCAGCAGCAGCACAAGAGCCCUCUAGUACUGGCAGCUGCAGCUGCCAAGUCUGCUGUGGAAGCUGCCAAGGCAGCAGGAGGAAGAGUAGCAGGUGGUGGUGCUGGAGCCAGAGGAGCAGGCGCCAAGGCAGGCGUGAGAACCCAGCAGCAGCAGCAGUUUCCCCGCUCUAGCAGUGCGGAUCGAGCAAGCAUCCGGCAGAGAGCCAACCCGCAUCAGCAGCAGCAGCAGCCUUUCUCCUCGCCCAGCCGUGUGCAUUCCAACGGCAGCGCCAGCAGCGGCAGCACCAUGAGCGGUGUCAGCGGGUCGGGAUACAGGCAAGGCAGCUACAGCAUCAACAACACCACCACUAGGGGCAACACCGUGGGCAGCAGCGGCAGCAGUAGCACACGGGCGUCGCCUGUCCGUCUGGGUGCAACCCGGGGGGGUACUGCCUCUCUCUCUGCCCGCCACUACCCAGCUUCUGCUGCUGGGUCCCCCCUCCUCUCCUCCUCCGCCCGCACGUCCCCCAGACAUUCGGGAUCUGCGACCGCAGCUGGUGGGGCUGGAUACUCACGCGGGUCGCCAUCCCUCACCCCCUCCCGCUCCCUCACCUCCUCAUCGCCAGUCUCGGCAGCAGCGUCUGCUGCAGCAGGGCGCAGGGGGGCCAGCGCAGGAAGGGUGCGGCAGCAGCCGCAGAGUGCAGCGAGCUGGAGGACAGCAGCGGCAGCAGCAAAGGCAGCAGCCAUGGCUGCAGCGGUGGCUGCUGGGAAGGCGGAUAUGCUGAUGAUGCUGGAACCAGCAGAGGAGAGCGCCAACAACAGCUCGGCUUACUACCCCGACAGUGCUGCUACUGCUAGCCUUGCAGCAGACGCUGCUUCUGCUGGUACUACACCUACUGCCGGUGUUGCUUCUGCCGCUGCUUCCUUCUCUGCUGCUGGCGAUGCUGCUUCGGAUGUUGAUGCGUUCGAGACCUCGUCUGUGGCGUCGGCAGCUACGUCAACGUUCAACGCGGCGACGUCUGCCGGCGCGUUCAUGGACUUUGGGGCAGGCAGGCGGCGCCCUGACCUCCGCAUUGACACCACCAGCUGCAGCCUUGAGCAGCUGCAGCAGCAGCAGCAGCAGCAACAGGCCGGGGGAGCAGUCUCAGUGCCAGCAGGAGGAGCAGCAGGGGCGAAGGGACGGCCCAGGGCAGCAGAUUCUGGGGGGCUGUGGCCGUGGGAGGAUGCGGGUCCAGGGAUGGAGGCACUAUUGGGAAUGGAGGCUGAGGAGAAAGGGUUCCUAUUGGUUGAGCCCUUGUCCCUCUAUGGCUGCAAGACUGCCCCUGCUACGGCUGCUCUGCAUGCCUCUGCUACGCAACCGUGCAACCAGAAGCAGCAGCAGCGGCAGCUUUCUAUGUCGCAGGUUUCACCGAGAAUCGGCCGUGGAUCAUCAGCAUUUGUGGGGGCGCAUUCGCUCUCUGCUGCUGCUUCUCCAAGGUCCGCCACUGCUGCCGCUGCCGCUGCUGCUGGUGGGUUUGGAAGCAGUGGUGGCAUCGGCAGUGGUGGCAUUGGCAGCGGCGGGAUUUCCUCUGCGGCCAGCAUUGCUGCGGCCAUGUCCCCUCGUGCAGCCAGUGUGUGUGGCAGCAGCACUGCUUUCCUCAACCCUGCCACUGCCUCUGGUCUGAUCAGCCCUAGGUCGACGGGUAUGCUCAGCCCUCGUGCCAGCCUCACCCAAUCCCGCUCCUUCUCUCACUCAUACCACCACCACCCGUUUGCCGCCCCUCCUCCUGGUAUUGACGACCCUGCUGGUACCAUGCAGGCGGUUGCAGCAGCAGCUGCUGCUGCCACUGCAGUGGCGGCUGCUGCUGCAGCUGCAGGCCCCAAGGCAGGGUACGGUGGAGCAAGGACCGGGGGAGCAGGAAGAGGAACUGGGUUGAAUGGGCUUGGUCGCUCACCUGUUCGGGGAGCAGGUGUGGGACGAGCAGGACUGGGUGCUGGUAGUAGCAGUGGUGUGGGAAUGAUGGCUGAUGAGAGGAGGCGGGCGUCACCGGUGCCUGGGGGGGGAGGUAGGGGACGUGGAGUGGUUGGAGGAGGCGCAGGCGCCAGCUCACCUUCCCUUGCAUCCAGGUCAACAUCGUCCAUGCAUGCUCACUCCGCAUCCCCGCACGGGGUUCGUGGUAGAGUUGGUGGUGGCGCUGGAGGUGCAGGGUUUGCAAGCAGCAGCAGCGUCGGCGGCGGCGGCAGUGCGUGGGCCGCCAAGCCUCCCAGCCCGCAUAGUCCCAGCCCGGGAGACAGACUUCCGUGGGGGGGAGCACCAGGUGGGACAGCAGGCGCAAUGGGCCGUGGACGUGGUUCACCAAGGCCAGUCACCGCCGCCAGGCUUCUGGGCGGCGGCUUUCUCGCGCCGCGGCGCCCUCCCGCGUCUGCUCGUGCCGCUCCUGCUCCUCUCUCUCAGCGUCUUGCGGAUCCACGCACGCCUCGGCGCGGGGAGCAAGGGCGCGGUGGAGUCGAUUGCGGAGUGGAGGCGGCGAUCAGCGGAAGCGGGCGCGCACUUCUUCCCCCCGCAGCGCGCGGAAAACGCCCCCAGCAGGAAGGAGCUGCACCGCCGGAUCCUCGGAGGCGUAGGGGCGGCUUGAAGGGCAAAGGGAAGUCACAACGGGCAGCCAAGGCAACGGAGUAUCUGCCAGUGUUGCAGUAUGACAGCACGCUACUCGCCAAGACCAACGGCACCCUGGGCAACACCAUGGUCAACUACAGCACCUACCUCGACGACACAAGCUGUGCCAUACCUUUCCAUUUCCCUUCUCUCCCCUCUCACCCGCUCCCCGUUCUUCCGCCAUCCUCCGCAACCUUUCUCCCCUUUCCCCUCCCCUUCUCCCCCCCGUUCCUCCCCUCUCAUCAUCCCCUCUCCUCCCCCCCACAGCAACGGGCACAUCUCUCAUCGCUCCCAUCCACCAGCGUGUAUCCGUACUAUGUGGCACUCAAGCUGGGGUCGCAGAAGCAGGAGUUCAGCAUGGCGCUCAACGCGCAGCUGCGCCACACCUGCAUGCCCUGCGACUGCCUGCACUGCGCCUCCUCGCGCAAGGGCAGCAAGCCAUUCAGCACCCUCUCUUCCACAACCCUCCAGUGCAUCUCCUGCGCCGAUCAGCGCUGCCAGGGGGGCGUUGAAUCCAGCUACUAUGGCUGCAACACGCAAGGGCUUCCCAACUACCUCAACUUCACGGGCGUGCUGCCUGGGGACGACGCUCUCUGCGUGUUUGAUGUGUAUGCAGAGAGUUAUGAUUAUUCUGAAGCGGACACUGUUGCGGAUUCGUUUCUCGAGUCCGCGGGGCAUGUGGUGGAGGAUACUGUUUACCUCACUGCACCUGGUGAUACUGAAGCCCACCGAUCCAUCAUUUUUGGGUGGGUCUCCAUUGAGUGUGCACACUCCUUCCCGUGGUUCCUUUCUCACUCUCUCCCAUGGUUCCUUUCUCACUCUUUCCCAUGUCUCCUUUCUCACUCUUUCCCAUGGUUCCUUUCUCACUCUCUCCCGUGGUUCUUCUCUGAAUUUCUUUCUCUUUUCCGAUCUCUCUGUCAGCUGUUCACCCCCUCCCGCGCGCUGCCUCUCACUCCUUCUCUCUCCCAACCCCCACUGCCUUCCAGCUGUGGCGUGAACCAGCAGGGCUACUGGGGAAUGCAGGGGAGGUCCACUGGCUCAUGGACAGCAGGCGGCGUGCUGGGGUUGGCGCAGGGCAGUCCCUUCCUGGAGCAGCUCACUGCCGGCACCAACUCCUUCGCCGUGUGUUUGGACGAGCCCACACCCACGAAUAAGACCAGCUGGGACGGCAAGGUGCAGCAGCACACGGGCAGCAGCCAUCCCACCAUCGAGUCGAAAGAUGGCUUCUGGCUCCUUCACCUGCGCCUCUCGUCCCUCCCGUCUUUACCUUUCACCCGUCUCCCUUCCCGCCUGCUGCCGCCUACCGCUGCCCCCAUUCUGCUUCUAUUACUGCUGUUGUCGUAUCUAUCCAUCAUCCGCGCCCUCCCUCCCUUCGUAUACAACCCCCCUCUCCCUUAUGCAAUCGCCCCCCACAGAUCAUAUCCAACCGGCCUGCCCUACAGCCGCAUCACGCUCACCACGGCCACGCGCACCCUCAACAUAACGGACGAUCCAGCCAACAUAGACCUCAACAAAACCUCCUUCAUGCCGGCCGAUGCCUCCGAGGAUGACGUUCCGGGCUUCUUCUUCCUGCCCGAGUCCUUCGUGCAUCUCAUCCGCCUGCCUCUCUUCAUAAGCCUCUGGAACAAGAACAAGGAGGAGGAUCCGUUCAGCACCUUCCCCACCAUCGACAUUGCUUUCCUCUCUCCAGACGACAGCAGCGCCACCUCCCACUUCUAUCUCAAGCCGCGCAAGUACCUCGCCCAGGUGGAGCUGAGCCCCUACUGCCUCCACCUUCUCCGCCUCCCUCAGGGGGGCACCUCUUCCAAAGGGGCCACGCGCUCCCUCUCCCUGGUGGCGGCAGCAGUGGGUGUCGUCGCCACUUCCACUGCCCUACUUGCUCUCGCUCUCCUCUAG
Closterium sp. Naga37s-1 is the source of this 12129-nucleotide messenger RNA. Lineage: Eukaryota; Viridiplantae; Streptophyta; Zygnematophyceae; Desmidiales; Closteriaceae. The record is from the annotation of a GenBank genome assembly.